AUGCAGCUGAUAGAAGUCACCAUCCAAAGCAUUCUUGCAGCCAAUGAGCCACAGGGACGAUAUCAUCUUCAUGUCCCAGCAGAAGCAACAGUGGAACAAGUCCUAGUGCAGCUGUGUCAAGAGGCAGGCACCAGUCUAAGGCCUGAUUAUUGUCUGCGCAGCGGAGGCCACGAUAUUCUCAGACAGUCAGACACAUUAGUCCAGUCAGGUGUCCACGAUGGAGCAUUCCUUCACUGGGCUAGCGAAUAUGUGCAGAUGAAGAGACCUUGUCACUACAACACUUUGUGGAUCUUAGCUCUCGGCAGUUUCCUGAUUGGCACAGUCGGCAUAGUGGCAGUAUGUAUCAUCAGGUUGAGACAUGUCAGCCCUGAGUAUGAUUAUGCAGUUGUAUUUGACGCUGGAUCCACACACACUGGCAUGUUUGUCUACCAGUGGGAGGGAUCCAAACUCAAUGGAACAGCUGUGGCUACUCAGUACGGCAGCCGAUGUACAGCCGAGGGUGAUGGUCUUGCAGACUUUGCUGAGAACCCACAGGAAGCUGGCAAGUCUCUGACAGUGUGUGUCGAUGCAGCCAAAUCAGCAAUCCCCAACAGCAAACAUGCCAGUACCCCAGUCUACCUUGGGGCCACUGCAGGGAUGAGACUACUCAAAAAAUCAAAUAUCACAGCUUGUGAAGCAAUCCUGGACUCAGUGCGAACGACUCUUUCCCAGUCGCCUUUCAAGUUGACAAAUGUUAACCAGUCAGUGCGGAUUAUUUCUGGAUCUGAGGAGGGUGCUUUUUCCUGGAUCACCAGCAACUAUGCCACGAAUGCUUUCAGAGUUCAACGUCCAGGGAUCAGCCAGCCACUAGCCAACACCAUUGUACCAACUAUAGGAGCCCUGGACUUGGGUGGAGCCUCUACUCAGAUCACGUUUCAUUCAACAGUACAGAUGCCCCAGGGUUACAGUCUGGAGACUCACCUCUUUGGACACAACUAUACUCUUUACACACACAGCUACUUGUGCUAUGGGGUGAAGGAGGUUACCACCAGGAUAUUUGCUAGCCUUCUUUUGGAACACACAAACCAGACAGUGAUACAGCAUCCUUGUUUACCUGGAGGUUACAAUGUCACCAUGAGCCAGCUAGAGAUCUUUGCUUCUCCCUGUGUGACUGGUGAUGUCACAAAUUUUGGUUACACACCAGAUGAUGUGCUUGCGAUUACUGCUGCAACCAACUAUACAUUUGUGGGCGCCAGCAAUAAAAGCCAAUGUGCCAGUCUCUUGGACAGAACACUGUUUAAUAGAAGCUCAUGUCCAUACGCCAGUUGUUCAUUCAAUGGAGUCUACCAGCCACAGCUCUCUGGUCUGUUUUAUGCAUUCUCCAGCUUCUUCUAUGUGUCAGACUUCUUGAACCUCUCCAGCAGCAACAGCAGCUACUUCAAGUACCAGGAUUUUCUCACUGCAACUGACAACAUUUGUAACUACAGCUGGUCUCAGCUCCAACAGAUACCUGUGACGCCACAAGAGAAGGGCAACUUGAUGUUUUACUGUCUACAAGCUAACUUGAUCAACCUGCUGCUUCACGAUGGCUACCACUUCAAUGAUUCUCUGUGGAUUCAGAUUAAUUUUGUCGAACAG
Molecule: messenger RNA, 1617 nt
Organism: Candidula unifasciata
Lineage: Eukaryota; Metazoa; Mollusca; Gastropoda; Stylommatophora; Geomitridae
Source: the annotation of a GenBank genome assembly